AAUAGAAGGGUAGUGGAGGAGGUAGUGGUAAAAACAAUCGCUAAAAAGAUAAAGAUGAUGAAAAUGAAAUAAUUACAAUCAUAAUUCAUAAUUGUGAUAUUGCAUUGUGACCGGUUAUUUGAUUUGAUUCGAUUGGACUGUGAAUUAGCGAAUAAAUAAUUGUUAAUGUUAUCGUAACCAUCUUGCUGCUUGAAUCGAGUUGUGAACUUUUGUACUACGACUGCAAGCUGUUGUGUUAUUCUUCGUGUGGAUUUAUUUUCUCAAUCCGUUGAUCGAUAGUGAUAUUUUACAUGAUAAAUAUGGACGAUUCGUCGAAAAAAUUACAUUUGUUGACAAAAUCGGCAUGCGUUCAACUAGUACACGAAUGGGCUGAGAAACCAUCGCGAUCGGUGGUCGCAACCGAUGAAGCUUGGGCACCGCCUAAUUCGUCGACGAUGGAAUUUCAACAUUUGUCUGCAAAAUCGGUAUGCGUUCAGCUAGUACACGAAUGGGCUGAGAAACCAUCGAUGGCCGUAACCGAAGCUUGGGCACCGAGUAAAGGCUACGGUACUUGCAAGCUUCACGAUUGGUACCUGCAUCACAUGAGUGAAAUGGACUUAUCGAUCGUUCGGGAUGAAAUUCGAUACCAAAUCGAAGACAACAUGGGACUGAUUACAGAGCAGGUCGUGAUCUGGGUUCAGUGUCAUCAUUCGAUAAACUUCUUUCACGAUGAACGAUGGACUGACUUGAGGCAAUACAUCAAGAAACUGGUAUGGAAUCGUGAUUUCGAAAUCGACUACAGAGCUACGGCUAAAAAUAUCCUCACCAAUGAUAAGCUAAGCCCAGUGGCGAGAUUACGAUUCGCUGGUACGUAUUGUAUCUUCGAAGAAAUCAAGGAUAUCUAUAACUCGAUCGACAUCGACUCGAUGCCGUAUUGGGAUUGUAUGGAGGAACCGUUCAUGAAUUAUUGGUGCUGGUAUAUUUUAGCUGAUAAUAAUUCGACGAACGACAAUGACGACGAUGAUGAUGACGAUUACGAUUACGAUGACGAUGACGAUGACGAGGAAGAGGAGGAUUCGCUUCCGGAAUUUAUUCGUAAAAGAAUGAUGAUGUUUAUUAUGAAUUCGGGCAAGAUCGAUUUGUGGCCAGUGAUCGAGUACGUCUUCGAUGUAUUCAAUACAGUGGGAAAAUGGAGCCACUUCGAAUGUAUGGUCGAAGUGUACGGUGAUAAAUACCUGAAAGAUUUAUUGCCCAAAUUGUCGGAUAAAGAAUUGAGGUCGAAGCUCGCACGUUACACCAACGCUAUUUCGACAAUUUUCGAGAAAAUCGUACAGUAUGGUACUUCGAACGAUGCACGUUUCGUUUGGAAACUGUGCUGGAGUGAAAUGAAUUCGGAGGAGUUCUGCCGAGUUUUCGAAAUGCUGACGCUGAAAUCGAUGAAAACCGCGAACGAUUUCGACAAUUGGACCCCGUUGUUGAUGGAAAUUUGGACCAACGCCAUCUCCAGGAGCAGAUUCAGGAAAUCUGCUCUCGACACCGCGCUCUGGCGGAGAAUCGGCGAAAAAUUCAUCGAAUACGCGUUCGAAGAAACUAACUAUAAGACGAAUUUUCGUGCCAGUCGCCAAAUCAGCGAUCCGAUGAAAUUCAUCAGAAUCGUAUUGAGAAGCACCGAAGUCCAGAACAGAAUGACAUUUUUCGAGAAGAAUUUCCAUUGGUUGAUCCUGUGGGCACCUUUUACCGAAGUAGAUAAAUUGAUGCGCGAUUUUCUGGAAUGUUUCAAUCGCGAUGUGGUCAGUUUGAAAGAAAUCAUCGCCAACUCAUCCGAAGUAGAGAGUUCGCUUUGUAAAUUGCUGGGAUAUUGCGAAUUUGACGAAUUCGAAGCGGUGUUAUCGUUUUAUUCGCCCGGCGGUGUCGACAACGUUGUCGAGCACGAUGUGCAAAAUCGUUUGAUGUGCUGUAAACGAAAGUUAAUGGAGUCUUCGAAUGGCGAAUCUCAUCUUUGUGUGUGUAUAUAUUACGGAGAUUGGAGGCCAUUAUACGAGUACGUGAAGAAGAUCUUUUCGCAGGCCCAUAUCACGCCGAAAGCGUUCAUGAUUAAGCUACUGAAGAUGGGCGAAUUGCUGAGUUACAAAAUGGAGAAAUGCGAAAUGAACGACUUGAAGGAAUGCCUGUGCACGGUCAUGUCCCAUACAGACUCGAAAUUAGAAGAUUUUAAGGAACAAUUCAAAGGCAACUUGUUCUGGGCUUUAUUCGAUUACGAAGAUCCGGAAGAAAAAAUAGUCGAUCGAGCUCGCUUGCAAGAUUUUUUGCUAUGGAUUUAUAAUGGCAACGAAGAAUUAAUCGAUGAAAACUUCAAGCAACUGAACCUGCUUCGUCUAGGUUUUUUGGUUCAGUUGAAAUUUUGCAUCGUAGAAGAUUCUUUCCGAGUUACCAACUCUAUGAAGGAGUAUUUAGAGUGGUGUUUUGCGACGGAAGCAGAAAGGAAGCGGUUUAAACGCGAUAUGAUUUAUAAAUUCCGCGAGUAUGAGAUAUUCGAUGAUAUGUUGACACGUAGAACGUAUCGUCGAAGUAUGUUAUUGUGGUUCUUCGACGACGAUCACAGUUUGAUCGAGAAGUUUAUGACUGAGGUUUUCAACGCGUAGUAUUGUUUUUUUCAUUUGGAUUCGGUUUGAUUGGUGAAUCCGUUGUUCAAGAAUUUUUUUUCUUCGUCGAUCUAAAUGAUUAUUUUUUUUAUGAGAUUUUGUUUGUCGUAUUAUUAAAAAUCAUUCCGUGUGCUUUUUUACUCAGUUUUUUUCAUUCGAAAUGUAUUCAUAAGUAGUUAUUAUACUUGAGUACACUUUGUGAUGUUUGUAAUUCAUUUACGCUUGCAUUUAGAUAUAAUAAUUAUGUACUAAUUGUUUUUUCAAUAAUUAUUAUUAUUCUUAAAUACCCUAGAAAGGUACCAUAAGUACACUUUUCAAUUUUCGAUGAUACCUAAGCCUUUAUUCAAAAAUUUAUACUCGUGUUUGCUUUUUCAAUAAUCAUUGUUUUGUUUUGAAAUACACGAUUUUUUUGGUACUUGAAAAA
Messenger RNA from Planococcus citri (citrus mealybug), 3045 nucleotides. RefSeq lists its product as uncharacterized. Lineage: Eukaryota; Metazoa; Arthropoda; Insecta; Hemiptera; Pseudococcidae. Bases 291 to 2621 code for a protein of 776 amino acids. The record is from RefSeq and is a predicted model, not a curated record. The transcript has 2 exons.